AUGGUGUUCAUUACCGAAAGUCUUAUACGAAAACGAGCGGAACACAACGAGGGCGAGUUAUCGACACUUGAAGAAGUGUCACUUCAUCAACAAGAUAUUGAACGAAUCGAACAUUUAGACAAAUGGUGUCGAGAAUUACGUAUUCUCUAUUUACAGAGCAAUCUCAUUUCCAAAAUCGAAAAUGUCGGUCGAUUGAAAAAGCUCGAGUAUCUCAACUUGGCGCUAAACAACAUAGAAUACAUUGAAAAUCUCUCAGGAUGUGAAUCAUUGAAUAAACUAGAUUUAACAUUGAACUUCAUCGGAAUAUUGUCUUCUAUUGAAAACCUUCGUGAUAAUAUUCAUCUAGCUGAUCUAUAUCUGACUGGUAAUCCCUGUGUUGAUCACGAAGGUUAUCGCGAGUAUGUUAUUGCUACAUUACCACAACUUCGAAGAUUAGAUGGAAACGAAAUCACGAAGACUGAACGAAUUUUGGCAUUACAGAAAUAUGAUAGGAUUUCGAAACAGAUUGAAGAACUAGAUCAAGCGUAUGCAGAAAAACGAAAAAGCCAAGUCGAUGACUAUGCACGUACGAAAUCCGAACGAGAUGCUGAUGAAAACUUUUGGGAACGACGAACAGAAUACACACCUGAAUCACGUCUUGAAACACACGAAUCUGUGAAAAAGAAACGUGAGCGUGAAUCAAAAGAUACAAAAACUGAGUCAAAACCUGUUCGUCAAUAUAUGGGUGACGAUGGUCAUCCACUCAAUUGCAAUGAACCAAAAGUCGAUUUCAAAUUGUAUGAAAGUGACGAUGAUCGAAAUAUCAUCCUCGAUGUUGCUGUCUUUCGUCAUAUGGACACGUCACUUGUUGAUAUUGAUGUUCAACCUACCUAUAUUCGUGUUUCGAUUAAGGGAAAAAUUUUACAACUCGUCUUAUCAGAAGAAGUAAACACAACACGUUCCAUCGCUGAGCGAUCCAAAACAACAGGACAUCUAGUCAUUACCAUGCCCAAGAUCAAUGUUAAAGAAUCCAGAACAACAGUUGAGAGCAAAUCUCGAACAACAGAAAACAAAAGUGAAGAGAACAAAAGUUCAACUCCAUCGAAUUAUCUUGAACUUGAUUCUCGACCAGUGAAAAGUGUCGAUUACACUCAGAUUAUUAGUCAAAACAAAAAGAAUGCGCAAUUGAAAACAAGAGCAAUUCCACAAAAAGAACGAGAGAAUUCUGCUAAUUUUAUUGAUGAUCCUGACGUGCCUCCACUGAUCUAA
Messenger RNA from Adineta ricciae, 1248 nucleotides. The record is from the annotation of a GenBank genome assembly. Lineage: Eukaryota; Metazoa; Rotifera; Eurotatoria; Adinetida; Adinetidae.